AUGUCAGUAAAUGCGAUCCAGCCAGAUAACAUCGACGCAGCCCUCAUCCUUUAUUUCAAUUUGCUAGCAACCAUAUUUGCAGGAUGGAACAUCAUGUCCUCUACUUCUUCUGGGAUGCCAGUGCCUGGUGCAGCGGUAUUCCUUGUUGUAAACGCAGCCCUUAUAUUCGCUUUUACAAUGCUAGCAUAUUCGGCGGAGGUUAUAUGCCCCAAAGCGAGGCCUUCACAGGUUAGAUUUGAGUGUGGCUGGACUGUAUUGAUGGGCAUCCUUCAGCUAGCUGCCAGCAUUUAUGUCACAACCGUUCAAGUUAGUCCCCAAGCAUUAUGUCAAUCGCACUCCACGUGGACCAUCUGCGCGUCUGCCGCACUGCUUAUGCCGAUUAGCUGGUUGGCUACGUUCAUCAUGCUCGUGUAUUGUAUUACACUAUGCGUGAUGGCUGCAACCCAUGUCUAUUUCCUUCCUACCCUUUGGAAAAUGCCUGUGACCGCGGUUCCUUGGUUCAAUCUCGCCGAUUCGUUACCUAUCUCUUUUCCCUCGCGCCCAUUGUCGGAAAUCUCAUCAUCCACCGCUGAAAGCGGCAGUUCAUGCAAGAUCACCAAAUACAUUGCGGAUACUUGGGAAAGGCUUUAUAGAGUCGAAGGACGUGCCAUCGAGCCCUCAAAGCCUAUUCUGUUUUCCCACAAUUGUCCGUCCAUCGAUUCUACUCGACCGGCGUGGGCGAAGCGGCUCGAACUUCAAACUCGGCGUGGUGUGGACCAACCUUUUUUGACACAGCGCGUAUUGCCGUCCAGCAGCUCUCCAAAGGUACCCCUGCCGCCUCCAAAAGCUCGUGCUAGAGAGGUGUCGGGUUCGAAUGACCUCAAGUAUGCUGAGACCGUCAUGGAUUUGCAGCCGGAUAAAAAUAAAUCCUACUCAACUUUGACACCACGGAUGCCGACCAUCUUUCCGAAGAGGAUUGCAGAUCCUGAUCUCCCCAUCCCACGACCGCGAUUAUCUGAGUGGAUACCCGCGGACGCGGCUAAUGUUGAUGAUCUUCACACUGAACUCUGA
Molecule: messenger RNA, 1050 nt
Organism: Suillus subalutaceus
Lineage: Eukaryota; Fungi; Basidiomycota; Agaricomycetes; Boletales; Suillaceae
Exons: 6
Coding region: 1-1050 (349 amino acids)
Source: RefSeq, a predicted model, not a curated record